AUGGUUCACGUCAACACGAAUCUGCUGCUGGGUGGGCACUACGACCAGGCUGGGUCUAUUGUGAUCCCAUCAUCCCCCGAGCUGCCGUCCUUUCAGCACCGGAGGUCAGUAACGCCAGACCAGGUGUCGCCCGGUAGAGAUCGUACGAGUUUUUCCACCGGCGUGGUAGCAAACAAUGGCGAAUAUUCCCACGACUUUAUACUUGUCCCCUCCACGCCCGAGUCCAGCCCAUCACCCACAGAAGAGAAGCGCGGCCAGAGAGCGUCGGAGAACGAUCGUGGAUCUCCCACGGACAGGAAACCACGUCAGAAACAGUCAGACUACAUCGAUGAUUGGACAUUUCCUGGUGUCUCCGAGCAGCCUGGUCACGCAAACACCACCGCCGCGGUCGAGGAUGCAGUGGUGGGUGCAAAGUCAGCAUUGCGAAGGCGACGAGACUGGACGCCACCCCCAGCAGACACGAUCAUUCUCAACUCCUCCGACUCCUCUGCCGCAGUUGCCGAGGCGUGGUCGUCUCCCCGUAAGUCGACCGCCAUGAACAAGCAACAGGGAAUCUUCAAGAGCCUCCGAGACAGCUUCACGUGCAAAGAUGACGCCGCAAACACAGCCAACGAUACAGCACGCCCGGUUGGGGAGAAGGAAGAUACAUUCACGGCGCGGAGAGCGAUUGAUAUGGUACCAGUUAACGACGGCGGAGCUUCCCCUGUGAAGACAAAGGCCCCGAAGAGAAAGGCUCGCACGAUCACGGAGCUGGCUGUUGCUGCCUAUGUGACGCCAUCCUCGGCCGAUGACGGCGCUCGUGCGCAGGCGACUGCCAAGAAGAGCAGAGUUGCCACGGGCAGAGCCAAGGACGUCGUGAUCAAUCCAGGCCUACCCCUGACCAAGGCACGGAAAGGUAUGAAGGCACGGCCGAAAGAAAAGGUCAAGAGAGGCAAGAAUACAGCCCCUGCAGGCCAGGCCGUAUUGCUUUCUCCACAGUCGGCAUUGGCGGAGUCCUCAGCACAGGACUUUGUCUUUGGCACAUCGAGUCAGCUGGCGGGAGACGAAUCGCCAACGUUUUUGCGCGCCCUGCAUACGGCCUUGCGGUCGUCGAACCAUCACGAGCGAGACCCCGACAUUUUCGCAGAGAUGGAUUCGGUUGACCUGCCCUCUCGGGCAGCAACAGCAGCAACAGCAACCGCAACACGACCCAGGCUCUGGACUGUGGGCGCACGGAUGGACGGCAAGCUGACAUUCGAUCACGUGGUCGAUCUUGAAGAUGACAUCAGCUUUCCCGACGACCCAGAGGCCAUCGUGCUAGCACAGCGAGCUGCGGAAGCACAAACGCAGAAGAAGCUCGAGACGACCAUUAGUGAGAAGCCUAAUGAGCAAGCGGACAAGGUUCUGAGCAAGGAGCCCCUGGUCAAGUCUCCGCCAGAGAGCAGAGACCCUGUCACCGCCUCGCCCCCACGUCAGGUUGACAGUCUGCCUAGCCUAGACCAGAGGACAGCACAGACGGAGACAGCUCGGCCAAUUUUUGAGGAGUUGACAGCCACGCAAAUGGCCGUGCAAGUGGCCUCGUUCGGUUACAAGCCAAUACGAGGGCGCAAAGCCAUGGUCUCGCUGCUGAGCCAGUGCUGGGAAGCCAAGAAUCAGCCGCUUUCCAGGGCCCUUCACACUUUGACACCGGGGAGUGCAGCAGCCCCCAGCAGCAUAUCAAAGCGAAAAUCUGGUGCCAAACGCAAGAAAACAGCAGCCACCACAGCGGUACCGAACGACGCCGCGGGCCCAAGCGCCACCGCCAUUCCAGCCGACACCGGAAAGGUGGGACGGCCAAGAACGCCACGGACCAAGGCAAAGCCGCUUAUUUUUGAGAUUGAAGAUUCAGAGUCAGAUGGCCGGCUGUCCUCUUCGCCUGAGCCGCCGUCUUCGCCUUCGUCCCACGAUGACCUCUCGACGGAUCCGACAGACGACGAGGACAUGUCGCUUGCGGCAGCACUGACUGGCGAGGAGUCUGAGCUUUUUGCGCUGAUCACCAAAACAGUAACCGCAAUGCCCCGGACGAACGACCCGUUGAAGCCUUCGUGGCACGAGAAGAUACUGAUGUACGAUACGAUUAUCCUAGAGCCGUUCACGGCCUGGCUGAACGACGGCCCGCUAUCUGGGGUGGGCUACACCGACACGGUGACUGCGCUUCAAGUCAAGAAGUGGUGUGAGUCCAAGAGCAUCUGCUGCACCUGGCUGUGCACCCAGCGCGGGACAGAAAGAAAGUUGUGA
Molecule: messenger RNA, 2256 nt
Organism: Grosmannia clavigera kw1407
Lineage: Eukaryota; Fungi; Ascomycota; Sordariomycetes; Ophiostomatales; Ophiostomataceae
Exons: 1
Coding region: 1-2256 (751 amino acids)
Biological process (GO): DNA replication; DNA repair
Cellular component (GO): nucleus; Slx1-Slx4 complex
Molecular function (GO): 5'-flap endonuclease activity
Source: RefSeq, a predicted model, not a curated record